Molecule: messenger RNA, 416 nt
Organism: Prorocentrum cordatum
Lineage: Eukaryota; Dinophyceae; Prorocentrales; Prorocentraceae
Source: the annotation of a GenBank genome assembly
CCUCCGGCGGCACAGGGGCGGUCGGUCCUCCGGGCGAUCCAGAACUUCGAGAGCUACCACGCCCUGCCCAUGGGCUCGGCGACCCCUCAUCAGGUCUCGCGGUGCUCGGGCGGGGUCUCGGACUGGGCCCGCACUGAGAUAGAGGAGGCCCUCGCGAUGGGCUCCUGCGAGGCCCCCAAGCAGCCGCAGCCGGAGCCGCCGACCGACCAGGAGGCGGCGCUCGACGAGGCACUGACCGAGGCGCACGUCCACCUGCUCACCGACCUCUACAGCAGCUACUGCCCCGGCGAGCUCGGCGUCGACGCCAUGGUCCUCGACUGCGAGGGCGACGUCCUCGCGUUGUGGAAGGACGCCCUGCGCGCCGAGAGCCCGCUGGCGAGCCGGCUCCGCGUAUUGCGCGAGCGCCACUCGAGGCC